AUGGAAAGCUCAACAGAACCUUCGUCGUUUUUGCAUUUCCCUUCCAUAGCCGCCACUGCGGAAGGGGGACAGCUAUUACCAUCUAAUCCAACUUUCGUGGAUAAAUCCGAUUAUCGAUCGUUUUACAACUACAAAGCUUCCAAAGGCAGAACUCUUUUGAGAGAUCAGACAACCUUGGCUACGGAGUUGCCCACGCUACUUCCGAAAGGAUUGCAUUACAUCGCUAACUUUGUGUCCUUUGAAGAUCUCUAUUCUGAUGGAGCGUUUAAACAAUCAAAGCGAAACCUAGUUAGUAUCACCAGCGAGCAUCUCUCACUCCUCUAUCGGUCCAAGUGCAUCGAUCGAGGCUUGAUCCCGUCGUGGGAGAGGGAAGUGCGAUUCAUGGAAUUUCUUAGCUGCAACUGCAAAGGCAAUUUCUUCUGUCUUCCUGAGACUGGUCUGGGACCAGCAAGCGCUGAGGUCAUCAAAUGUAUUCUUUCAAACAACAAGACGUACAGUGUUUUAGAUUUGAGCGAUAACUACUUGCGGGAUGAAGGCGCUCAGUCCAUCGGGGAGCUUUUGCGGGUAAACCGAACCCUUGUGCACGUUGGGCUGAGCUCUAACGACAUCAGCCACAAAGGUGCCUCCGCCAUUGCAAGUGCUCUGGAAGAUAACAAAACUGUUGUCUCCCUGGACCUGGGAGCUAGAUCCGGAGUGAACGCAAAUCACAUUGGAAGUCAAGGUGCAGAGGCACUUGGCAAGCUUCUUAAGGUCAACCAAGUGCUCUCAAAGCUUGACUUGGGCAGCAAUGGCCUUGGGCCGAGUGGUCUUUCGUUUCUUGCCUCUAGUUUGAUCGAAAACAACACCCUAACUCAUCUGAAUCUUAGUAGCAACAAUCUAGGCCGUGAUGGUGCGCGAAUCCUUGCUAAGAUUUUGGAAUGUUGUCGUCUCGUUCACCUUUCUCUUGAACGAAAUGCCUUGACGGAUGUUGGCGGUCACCUUAUCAUCCAAGCCAUUCAUUCGGCCAUGCGGAAUGGAGAAAGUUUAUUGAAGUACCUAGACCUCAAGAACAACAGCCUUGGGGAGCAUUCAGCGAAGGCUAUUGGUAAGAUACUUCCCAACGCUACUAACCUCCAGUCGCUCAUUUUAUCAUCCAACGAGUUUGGCGAGUCGGCAAACUUCAUCGCAGAGGGCCUUAUGGAGAACAAGUGCGUUAACACGCUUGACAUGAGCAAUUGCAAGAUCCGGGAGAACGUUGGAGUGCGCUUUGGAAAUGCCCUAUUUGUGAACACCACGCUGAAGUCCUUAAAUUUUAGUAAAAACAAACUCAAGGACCGGGGUGCAAAGGAGGUGUCGCGUGGUUUGGCCGUGAACAAGGCCCUGGUUUCUUUGAAUCUUGCUUCUAACAUGAUUGGCGAUGAGGGCGGAAAAGCACUUGCGGCUGCCUUGGUCUCUAACAAUACACUCCGUGAGCUUGAUUUAAAGCGGAAUACCAUGUCCACUGUGACGGGCAACCUCCUUUAUCAAAGCCUCCGUGGCCGUUCGUCCGUCGACCGCCUGGACGCUACCUACAACGACUUUUCAUACAAGUGCUUCAUGAAUAUAAAGUCCUGUCUUGAAAGGAAUGCGCAAAACAACAAACAGUUGAUUAUUCCAAAGCUAAGGGACGAAAUUGAGGUUUUGGAGCCUAAACAGAUGGAGCUUUUUCAAACUCAAGAGAAAAUCGAUAUGGAAAAGAGGAUCAUCAAGGACAGAACGGAGCAACUUCUGAGGAGGACUGAAGAAGCCCGCGUUAUAUCGGAAAAAAUGAAGCGAAGUGUUCUAGAACUAGAGAAAAAUUCGGAACGAUCUCGCGUCGCGUGCGAGGCUGAGGAGGCUGUGUUCCAGCGCACAGGGGAUGAGUUGACAACGGAAAUGUCUACUUAUAAGACCAAGAAAGCUAGCAUGGAUGCCCGAAUUCAGCAGGAGAAGGAACGAGUCGAUAAGCUUAACCGAGAGAUUGAAAAAAUGAGGUAUCAGAUAAAACGGAUUGAAGAAAGUGAAAACGAACGUUUGGCCCCUCUGUUGAAUGAGAUGGCUGAUGCGGAUACAGAACGAGAUCGUGAAAAGAGAGAUGCAAAAUCUGAGGCAGAGAAGUUAGUAGCCUUAUCCCUGCGCCAAAAAGAACUCGAGGUCCUCCUUAAUCACGCUUCAGGAGUAAAGAAGUAG
This is a messenger RNA of Phytomonas sp. EM1, 2187 nucleotides long. The record is from the annotation of a GenBank genome assembly. Lineage: Eukaryota; Euglenozoa; Kinetoplastea; Trypanosomatida; Trypanosomatidae.